Molecule: messenger RNA, 1988 nt
Organism: Trifolium pratense (red clover)
Lineage: Eukaryota; Viridiplantae; Streptophyta; Magnoliopsida; Fabales; Fabaceae
Product: heat shock cognate 70 kDa protein-like
Exons: 2
Coding region: 32-1876 (614 amino acids)
Biological process (GO): cellular response to unfolded protein; protein refolding
Cellular component (GO): cytoplasm
Molecular function (GO): heat shock protein binding; ATP hydrolysis activity; ATP-dependent protein folding chaperone
Source: RefSeq, a predicted model, not a curated record
UCCUGAUCUUAUUUUGUUUACUGGAAAGAUAAUGGCGAAAAAAUACGAAGGACAUGCUGUGGGAAUUGACCUUGGUACAACCUACUCGUGCGUUGCAGUGUGGCAAGAGCAACACAACAGAGUGGAGAUUAUUCACAAUGAACAAGGCAACAAAACCACACCUUCUUGUGUUGCUUUCACUGACAAACAAAGGUUGAUUGGUGAAGCAGCUAAGAACCAGGCUGCUACCAACCCACAAAAUACUAUCUUUGAUGCUAAGAGAUUAAUUGGUAGGAAGUUCAGUGAUGAAGUUGUCCAAAAAGAUAUGAAGUUGUGGCCAUUCAAAGUCGUUGCCGAUGAAAAUAACAAACCCUUGGUUGCUGUUGCGUACAAGGGUCGAGAGAAGUGCCUGUGUGCAGAGGAAAUUUCAUCAAUGAUCCUCACAAAGAUGCGAGAGAUUGCAGAGGCAUAUUUGGAAUCAUCAGUUAAUAAUGCAGUCAUCACGGUGCCAGCUUAUUUCAAUGAUUCUCAACGUAAAGCCACUAUAGAUGCUGGUGCCAUUGCUGGCCUUAAUGUUAUGCGGAUAAUGAGUGAACCUACUGCUGCAGCUGUUGCAUAUGGUCUUGACAAGAGAACAAACUGUGCUGGAGAACGGAAUAUUUUUGUGUUUGACCUUGGUGGUGGGACGUUUGAUGUGUCUCUUGUUACGAUUAAGGAUAAGGUCUUUCAAGUUAAGGCAACAGCGGGAAACACACACCUUGGUGGAGAGGACUUUGAUAACAGAAUGUUGAACUACUUUGUAGAACAGUUCAAGAGGAAGAAAAGAGUGGACAUUAGUGGGAACCCAAGAGCCUUGAGGAGAUUGAGAACCCAGUGUGAAAGGGCAAAAAGAACACUCUCUUUUUCUGUUGACACCACUAUUGAGGUAGAUGCUUUAUUUGAGGGCAUUGACUUCUCUUCAUCGAUCACUCGUGCAAAGUUUGAGGAAAUCAAUAUGGAUCUUUUCAAUGAAUGUAUGGAAACUGUUGAGAGUUGCCUUAAUGACUCUAAGAUGGACAAGAGUAGUGUAGAUGAUGUUGUCCUUGUUGGUGGGUCUUCUAGGAUUCCCAAAGUGCAGCAGCUAUUAGAGGACUUUUUUAAUGGAAAGGAUCUGUGCAAGAGCAUCAACCCUGAUGAGGCUGUUGCUUUUGGUGCAGCUGUGCAGGCUGCUUUGUUGAGUGGUGGUGUUAAGAAUUUUCCAAAAUUGGUAUUGGUAGAUGUUACACCAUUAUCUUUAGGUUAUGAGAAAACACAAGAUCGCAUGACUGUAGUGAUUCCAAGGAAUACUCCUAUACCUGUCAAGAAUUCAUCAGGUUGUAAAACAGUUAUCGAUAACCAAUACUCAAGCUUGAUAAAUGUUUAUGAGGGCGAGAGAACUAGAGCUAGUCACAACAAUCUGCUUGGUUAUUUUAGGCUCUGUGGGAUUCCACCUGCACCUCGUGGCCAUCCUAUUUGUGUAAGUUUUUCAAUUGAUGAAAAUGGUGUUUUGACAGUUUCUGCCAAGGAAGUAUCCACUGGUAUUAUGAAUGAAGUUUUAAUAACCAAUUACAGUGAACGGUUAUCUACAGAAGAAAUUAAGAAAUUGAUUAAAGAAGCCGAGAAAUAUCGUGAUGAGGAUAAGAAAUUCUUGCAGAUGGCUGAAGUUAGGAAUAAAUUGGAUGAUUGCAUUUACAAAAUAGAAACUGCUUUAAAGAAACAGAAUGUUAAGUUGAAGAUCUGCACACAAGAGAGCAAGAACAUCGAUGCUGCAAUUAGAAGGGCCAAAACUUUGCUUGAUGAGAAUCACGAGCAAGAAAUAGAUGUUCUUGUGAAUCAUUUGAAAGAGCUCAAUAGUAUGUAUAUAAACAUUGUCCUAUAGCUAAGUAAGAUUGGUUAGUGGUUUUUUCUUUUUCUCCAUAAGAUUUUAAGUGCUGUUUUGUUGUCUUGUGCGCAAUGUAUGCAAUGAAUGCCAAAAAUUAAUAUUCUUAUUC